Esox lucius (northern pike) is the source of this 3191-nucleotide messenger RNA. It is a transcript of the gene cblc, whose product is annotated as Cbl proto-oncogene C, E3 ubiquitin protein ligase. The coding region runs from base 755 to 2317 and encodes 520 amino acids. Gene Ontology annotation, cellular component: membrane raft; plasma membrane. The transcript is spliced from 9 exons. NCBI's taxonomy places the organism in Eukaryota, Metazoa, Chordata, Actinopteri, Esociformes, Esocidae. Gene Ontology annotation, biological process: cell surface receptor signaling pathway; negative regulation of epidermal growth factor-activated receptor activity. Gene Ontology annotation, molecular function: SH3 domain binding; phosphotyrosine residue binding; calcium ion binding. The record is from RefSeq and is a predicted model, not a curated record.
UCUACCUUUUUCUCUACUCACUGUAUUCUGUCUACAAUACACUCCUUGUGGGUAUCCACUGUUUCCUCCCCCCUUAUUUCUAAGUAGUCCGUUACCUCUAAGCCCACACCUUUCUCACUCUGCCUCAAUCUGCCUUUACACACAAAAGACUGUAAACCUGUUUGUCUGGCUGCAACCCCGGAAACCCAUCAAAGAAACAGUAAGAGAGAGAGAGAGAGAGAGAGAGAAGACAAAGAGAAAAACGGACAGAGAAACAAAGAAAGGCUCAGCCAGACCAAGAACAAAGCAUUCUUAUAUAUAGCAAUUUUCCUCUCUAAGAAGAGUUUAAAUAGGUAGCCUGUAACACCCAUGUUUUCGAUAAAUGAAGGCACACCCUAUUUGCAUGUUACAGAUGAGAACAGCGUUGGGCCACACGCAGGGGGCAGGAGAGUGCCUGGGGAUGAGAGUGUAACGUGGACUCCUCUCUACUCUAGAACUAUGGUAAACCACCGCACUUUGAACAUCUCUGGAUUACCUGAUUUCAUUUGAUUGUUGGGGAACCCAGUACACCGGAUCAACUGAUGUUCAAGUCAAGCUUUGAAGUCAUAAGAAGAAAAUGACAACAUUCACCAACUGGCCAAGUAUUGAUUUCAGACUGACAGACCACUUCCUCAUUUGACUAUCAUAGACAAAACCGACAGGCAUAAACUAACAGACUGUAUUGAACAGAUUCAACUUGGACAAACACAUCAAACUGGCAUCUUUCUUUUAGACAAUGGCCACAGGAGGGACGAGGCUGGGAUCUGACAACUGGCCAAAGUCCACCUUCCAGCUCUCGAGUGCCUCUAACCGGCGUCUAGUGGACAAAGCCCUGAAGAGGCUGGAUAAGCUGCAUGGGUUGUGUACGAACCCCAGACUGGGCCUGAGGAACAGCCCCCCGUAUCUUCCUGGUUUGGUCUCUGAGACGGCCAAAUUGCUUUCCCAAGUUUGGGAACCACACCGGGGACCUGGGACAGGGGUGCAGGCGCCCAGGGAAGAUGAGGGGGAGUACCUGACAAUCCACACAAGACACCUGCUGGAUAAGACAAACCGGGCCUUGCUGCUGUUUAAAGAGGGACGAGAUAAGAUGUUUGAGGAAACGUCCAGCUACAGGAGGAACUUGACCAAGCUGUCCCUUCUCUUCAGCCACAUGCUCUGGGAGUUAAAGGCCUUGUUUCCAGAGGGCCGUUUUCAAGGUGACACCUACAGGCUGAAUAAAACAGAGGCCAAAGAGUUCUGGAGGCGAGCAUUUGGAACAAAGUGUAUCGUCCCGUGGAACCAUUUUAAGCAGCAUCUCCGUAGCGUACAUAGCUUUGAGGAGGGGAUGGAGACCAUGGCUCUAAAGUCCACUUUAGACCUCACGUGCAGUGACCACAUCACAGUGUUUGAGUUUGACAUCUUCACUCGACUAUUCCAGCCCUGGAAGUCUCUGCUCAGGAACUGGAACCAGUUAGCAGUUACCCACCCCGGAUACAUGGCUUUUCUUACCUACGACCAGGUUAAAGCACGUCUCAAACACUACCUGUACCGACCUGGGAGCUACAUCUUCCGUCUGAGCUGCACGAAAAUGGGUCAGUGGGCCAUCGGUCAUGUGACUGGUGAUGGUAGCAUUGUACAGACCAUCCCCCAGAAUACCCCGCUCUACCAGGCCCUCAACCAAGGCUUUAAGGAGGGCUGUUACGUGUACCCUGACGGACGUGAUGUGAACCCGGACCUCACCAGCCUGUGUGAACCAGCACAGAGAGGAAAGGUCAAAGUGUCUGAGGAGCAGUAUGAGAUGUACUGUGAUAUGGGCAGUACGUUCCAGCUGUGUAAGAUCUGCACAGAGAGGGACAAGGACACACGUAUCCAGCCUUGUGGUCAUCUGCUGUGCCAACCCUGUCUCUCAGGCUGGCAGAAAUCAGAUGGACAUUCCUGCCCCUACUGUCGCUGUGACAUCAGAGGAACAGAGUCUGUCCUGGUGGAGCCUUACCUGCCAGUCAGCGAGGUAGAGGAGGAUGAGGAGGAGGAGGACGAUGACCUGGAGGAUGUACAGCUAGUAAUGGAAAGACUGGCCUCUAUGAAGAGAAUGUCGUCUGAAGAGUGUCAGAUCCCAAGCUCCUGCCUUGCUCCACCCCUCCCUCCCAAACACAGAACCUCCUCCCCCUGUCCCUCCCAACAAGCCCUCAUAUUGCCCAGUUUGCCUAAUAGACAUGCUCAAUAUUCCCACUCUAAUUCUGUGAGUUCAUCCCCACUCACAAUCCGCAGAAUUGACAGUAACCGUGCCACCAUGGAUAGAAGUCAAACCUUUGAUUGCUGAUGGGACUUCGAGGACUGACAACUUUUGAAGAUAAGUUGGAGUGAGGUUCUACUAUUGCCAAUGUCUUUAACUCCACCUCUAGAGGGCGCCCUCUCCUUUACAGAAUGUAAAAAUGUACAGUUUUUUUUAUAAUUGCUUACCCACUAAAAAUAACACUGAGUUUGUGAACCCUGACACUCAAGGAGGAAAACCUCAGCGCAGAUCUGCACAGCUAUGAGCACAUUCUCAGCCUCACGGUGUUUUGCAAUACACUAAACACACUUCUCUACACAGAAAUAGACACAGAAAUCUAAAAUGAUAUCUAACACAUCUUUGCCAUUUCUAGACACUGCCUUUCAAAACAUCACAUAUACGAACCAACUGAUCAAACAUGACCAUCAGGUGUACAGACACAUUGGUUCUUAACUGUAAAUUCACCAAUUACACGUAAAUACUAUAAAAGGGCAAAUGGUGAUUGUUUACCAGUUUUCAGCAAAAAUGGAAAGAUAACAUUACAGUAAGCGGGAGAGGGAGAGCGAGGAUGAGAGGGGGAGCCUGUGGAGGAAGACGAGUACGGAGAAGAAGAGGUAGACCUGGAGGAGGAUGUGGAUGAUGUUGUAAACCAUGGGUUAACAUUGAGAGAGGCUGGACAGAGAGUUCACCUCAACCUCAGCAGAUAUACUGCUGCAACAGUUUUCAAUAAUGUCCAUCAGGUCUCUCUGAAUCCUAAAAAAAAAACAUCAAAUACAGAUGAAACAACUCUACCGAAUACCAUUCGAAAGAAAUUCUGAGACCGACUACCUGACAUCGUCACAGCAGAAAACCAAAUUGAUGCAGAGCAGAUGAGAUACAUACAUGGGAUACCCCUCAUUCAAGCCAUGGAGGAGGCCUGUAA